Messenger RNA from Daucus carota subsp. sativus, 2302 nucleotides. RefSeq lists its product as uncharacterized. The transcript is spliced from 9 exons. Gene Ontology annotation, molecular function: protein binding. The coding region runs from base 127 to 1578 and encodes 483 amino acids. NCBI's taxonomy places the organism in Eukaryota, Viridiplantae, Streptophyta, Magnoliopsida, Apiales, Apiaceae. The record is from RefSeq and is a predicted model, not a curated record.
CUAAAACGGAAUAAAUACUCGAUGGUUACAACUUACAUCCUUGAGUUUAAUCUUCCCUCUUUCAGGCAGCUGCAAAUAUAUACACACACAGACGCGAUAUAUUCGACAAGGGAAGAGUAAGUAAAGAUGGAUGAGCUUCUGAAUGCCUACUCAACUGCUGCUUUAGAUGAAGAAGACAAAGAUGAUGACGGUAAAACCACAGCAAUUGCUCCCCCUCCACAUCCACCUCCGUCAAAGAGACCCAAGCCCGAUUACUCGUUUCCUACUUAUAAAAAACCCAACCAAACGAAACAUGUCCCAUGUAUUGCGCCCGUGUCUCAUAAUUAUAAUAAUAUAUCUAAGCAAACCAAAAGUAUUCCAUGUAUUACACACGUGCCUCAAAAUUAUAAUUACAAUAACAUAUAUAAUCAUAAUUAUUAUAAUAAUCACCGACCUGAAGCUCCUCCACCUAUGUUACCUGGUAGAUAUGUUUCCAAACGAGAGCGAGCUGCUGCUGCUGCCACCACCCCUCCCGAUCCUCUUACUACUACUCUGAUAACCCCUUCUUCAUCCUCAGCUAUUGGAAGUAUUUCGGUCAUGGAUAUAAGAAAUGAUAUAUUAUUGUCUUUGAGGCAACAAAGAAAAGGACAUUCGCUGAACGGGAAACCACCUGAAAAUUUGUCCUUAUCACUCACUGGUCAUGACAAAGCUGUUAAUGCUCUGCAAUGGUCAUCAACUCAUUCUCAUCUUCUUGCAUCUGCUGGAAUGGAUCAUACCAUCUGUGUAUGGAAUCCAUGGAGUAAAAACGAGAGGAAAGCAAGGGUGCUAAGUCAUCACACAGCUGCAGUGAAAGAUAUUAAGUGGUCGGAACUGGGACUCUCCCUACUCUCAUGUGGAUAUGAUUGCUCGUCAAGGUUAUUUGACGUCGAGAAGGGGUUAGAGAUCCAUAUGUUUAAGGAGGAUCAGGUAGUUGGAGUAGUAAAAUUCCACCCCAACAAUUCCAACCUCUUUCUUUCUGGGGGCUCAAAAGGUGUUCUUAAAUUAUGGGAUAUUCGAACUCAAAAGGCGGCCCAUCAGUAUGUUCGAGGUCUUGGUCCAAUCCUUGAUGUAGAAUUUAUCAAUUGUGCAAGUCAAUUUGUGUCUUCAAGUGAUGUAUCUAAAGGCAAUGUCACCGAAAAUUCUAUUUUGGUCUGGGAUGUGUCACGACAGGUCCCCCUAUCUAAUCAGGUCUAUGCUGAAGCUUAUACCUGUCCCUCAAUCAAAUGCCACACAUCUGAACAAUAUUUUGUUGCACAGUCCAAUGGAAAUUACAUUGCAAUCUUCUCAGCCAAGGCUCCAUUCAAACUUGACAGGUAUAGAAGAUACGAAAGUCAUGGGGUCUCUGGAUUUCCAGUAAGGUGUGAUUUUAGCUUGGAUGGCGAGCAACUUGCAUCUGGAUCCUCUGAUGGCUGCAUUUACUUUUACAAUUCGAGAUCCACUGAGCUGAUAAAAAAGGUCAAGUUGUAUGAGCAGGCAUGCAUAGAUGUUGCCUUUCACCCAGUCAUGCCAAAUGUGAUUGCAUCGUGUAGUUGGAAUGGAGAAAUUUCUGUGUUGGAGUGAUAUAAACUGGAAUCUUGAGGUAAAAAAAUCUUUUAGGUCCUCCCAUGAUGCUCCUGAAGGGCAGAGUGUAGGGGCAGAGGCAGAGGCUCUUCUGAUAUGAAGCAGAGAACUCUAGAUGCGUCCAUGGGUCAUGGGUGUAAGUUCAGAAAGCAUCGUAUUCCAGAGCACCUUCCUUUAACAUGGCUUGCCGCUGUUCUUCAGUGGUAUCUCUUUCUUUUAAGAGUUUUGGUUCUCCAACAGGCGCAUCUUCCCUUUGAACUCAACUCCCACUUCAUGCUCUCUAUUUGCAGCCAGUUCCGAAGCUUCACUUGCUACUUGAUAUGAGUUGCAGAUCCAGUGAUUACUAGAUAAUACCCUGGUUACUUAUGUUGACUCUUUUAAACAACCAUAUGCUUAAAAUUUGCAGAAUGCUGAACUUGGAUGCCUAAUUUUUAAAUGUACCAAGAAACUAUGAUGCCGUGAGAAGGUAGGUAAUGUCAGUGAGAACAACUCUAUUUCUCUUCUGCAGAAGAUAGCCAGCCCUACGAUUCAUUGAUUAGAGAAUGUUUGUGAAACUUGUGUGUUCGAAGAAUAACAAACAAAAUUCUUUCUUCAGAGGAACGCACGAAUGUUUUUAAUGUGCAGUGUCUUUUAUUGUAAUUAUAAUAUAAUGUGAUGGUGUUUUGUGUGUAAAACAAUGCAUUGCUUCUUUUUAUGGCUAUGUAAUGCAAUUACAAUUCCUAUC